This is a messenger RNA of Amoebophrya sp. A25, 1782 nucleotides long. Lineage: Eukaryota; Dinophyceae; Syndiniales; Amoebophryaceae. The record is from the annotation of a GenBank genome assembly.
GCCAGGCAAACGCAAGGAAGAAGCACCUCUUCUACCCCCAUAGGACAUUGAAAGCGGCCCUGCUUUUCCUUUCUUGUCCAAUAUAGUGCUAAAUUAAUGUGGUGGUAUAUUCAGUACAUGUCAUGGGUUUAAGAAAUCCACCUCAUCAUCAUUAGGAUUAAAACAACAAUUCUACUGGGACUCUGUUUCAGUCAACUUGUUAUUGUUUCCUCUUCCACUGAUAUUCCAAAUCCAAAAUGUCGUCAACAGAGACAGCUAAUAAGCUAAAGAUCGCCUUGCUGAAGCAUCCAUAUCGAAAGCUAAUGCAGUGGCAGCUGAGUCGAGUAAAGCCGGAAAUGGUUACCGUUCAAGUGAACAACGACGUCAAGAGAGUUCACAGCCAACAGACAUUACUGCAGAGCUGCCAUAAGGAUUUCAAAAAGAAAGUCCCGUACUUUUACGUUCGUUUUCUUGUACUAUCUUCUGGUUCUAUAUGAAGAAAUAAAUACAGACUUGAGCAGGCUUCGAUUGUAAAGUUGUAAAAAGUGUUUAGUCCUCCGGGCUGAUGAUUGAGAUGGACUAGUGAUAAUCUAUCUCAGACUCAGACUACGACUAGGCUCUUGUUCUUUGAGCUUGCUGUUGCUAUUGAUUUUUAUAAGAUCUUCCUAUACUUCAGUGGCAGUUGCAGAUAUUAUUGAUGAUGAUAGAAUACUCACAACCUACAACUCAUACAAGUGUUUCCUGUUGAAGAGGGUCACCUCCGUCAGUUAUGUGGACAAGGACGAGGACGGCGUAACUAGUCUAUGCAGCUAGUAAUGAAAAAGAAAUUAUCACCCCAUCAUUUUGAUUUUCAGAUUCAAUUGUCGAGCGGGAAUAUGUGGAGCAUGCGAAGCACAAGUGGCAUAUGGCCCAUUAGGCAAAUUUUCGCAGGAAAAGCUUUGUUAUACUCCAGUGAAAGACGGCGUGCGCGUUCUUACACUUGAUCAGGCAAUGAUGAAUUUCAGGCAAGGAACAGCGGACGAAUAGCAUGCGAUCUUGACCAUCCGACUAAUAAGUAGUUCAAGGGUACCGUCAAUCCAUCUCUCAAAGCACCAUUUAGCCAGUUUCUAGUUGAAAAGUGCUGAGAGACGUUCUAAAAGAUGGGCUGCCGGUACCUGGCUCUAAGUGAUUGGUCAGCAUUAGUAAUUACAGCGAUUUAUUGCUGUUUCUCCUCAAGAAUCUAUUGAUGAAAGACAACCAGGGACUACUUCUAAAACCACAAGAUUUGACAGAAUUUUGCUGAUGCUGUUGCUGGAGGUUGUAACCACAUAUAAUGCAACGGCUAUAGCGGAAGUCACGUAUGAAGUUUGAGAAAGAAGCAUCCGCAUUAAGACACACUGCACAGAUUUUGAUUUUCUUCAACGCAUAUAAUCCCCAUAUAUUAGAGUCGGAUGUUUGAGCGUGGUGAUGCCGACAUGAUAAUGAAUUUUCAUGAAUAAGGCAGGUGAGUAGAAGCACUUGUAUGAUGUCACCGCACGACCCGCAGCCAGAAAAAUACUCAUACGUCUGUGACGAUUGAGAAUAUCACCACAUGCACAUGCUACAAUAGUCGAGAAGCAGCUGCAUUUUAAGCACAAUCACUGUUGUCGUGACUUCCGUACUUCUACGCGCACCCACAUUUUUACUUGGUUAUCUGCACCAAGGAUUGCAACCUGUAGCUCAAUAUUGGUCCCGGCGCUAGAAAGGAGGUCUGCGAUCACAAACGGCAGUCUCCAAAUUGGGUUUGGUUAUGAUGUCCAUACAGCAUUUUGCGGUGCCUGGCUG